Coniosporium apollinis CBS 100218 is the source of this 1587-nucleotide messenger RNA. Its product is annotated as homoserine O-acetyltransferase. The transcript is spliced from 2 exons. Gene Ontology annotation, molecular function: homoserine O-acetyltransferase activity; L-serine O-acetyltransferase activity. The record is from RefSeq and is a predicted model, not a curated record. NCBI's taxonomy places the organism in Eukaryota, Fungi, Ascomycota, Dothideomycetes. The coding region runs from base 1 to 1587 and encodes 528 amino acids. Gene Ontology annotation, biological process: L-homoserine metabolic process.
AUGAACUCAGUAAAGGGUGUCGUAGCUGCUUCUCGGAGCGCUCUGCGCCACACCGGAACCAAACCACGCCCAUCCUCCAAAGCACCAAUCUCGACCUCAUCACGAUGGCAGUCCGCACAAGCUUCCCGUAACAUCCACCAACAUGCGCCUCGGAAAGCGCAAGCUGCUGCAGCUGUCGAGCCCACGAAUCCUGCGCUCUCCUUCCCAUGCCUUGACGCCGUAGAGUUACGCUCCGCAUCCCUUCAACGCCGGUCGACCGCUGGCCCUGAGCCCUCCUAUACCACUGGCCGACACCUCAACUUCCACUCGAAGCAGCCGCUAUUGCUGGACUGGGGCGGCAUACUGCCAGAGUUCAACAUAGCGUACGAGACCUGGGGCGAGCUAAACGAGGACCGGAGCAAUGUCAUCCUGCUACACACAGGCUUGUCCGCAUCGAGCCACGCUCAUAGCACAGAAGCCAACCCGAAGCCAGGGUGGUGGGAGAAAUUCAUUGGACCUGGCCGGCCAGUGGACACCGACAGAUACUUUGUCAUCUGCACGAACGUCAUUGGUGGCUGCUACGGCUCGACGGGACCUUCUUCUCGCGAUCCUGCCAAUGGCGAGCGCUAUGCGACGCGCUUCCCCAUUCUUACAAUGGAGGACAUGGUGCGGGCACAAUUCCGGCUGCUGGACCAUCUGGGCAUCGACAAGCUGUACGCCAGUGUGGGUUCAAGCAUGGGCGGCAUGCAGAGUUUAGCGGCUGGCGUGCUGUUUCCAGAGCGCGUUGGGCGCAUCGUAAGCAUAAGCGGCUGUGCGAGGAGUCAUCCCUACAGCAUCGCGAUGCGGCAUACGCAGCGGCAGGUCCUCAUGAUGGACCCCAACUGGUCCCGUGGCUUCUACUACGACCGCAUCCCCCCCCACGGCGGCAUGAAACUCGCGCGCGAAAUCGCGACCGUGACCUACCGCAGCGGUCCUGAAUGGGAGCAGCGUUUCGGCCGGCGGCGCGCCGACCCCUCGCGGCCGCCAGCCCUCUGCCCAGACUUCCUCAUCGAGACGUACCUUGACCACGCGGGCGAGAAAUGGUGUCUAGAGUACGACGCCAACAGCCUGCUCUAUGUCUCCAAGGCCAUGGACCUGUUUGAUUUGGGGCUCGAGCACCGCAAUAUGAUGAUAGCAUCAAGAGCGAAGAACCAGGAGAAGCUGGCGGCGUUUCAGGCGGGGAGGGAAACCGCGCGGGAGAGUACGAACAGCGACGCGUGCAGUCUUACGCUGCCGGAGACGCCGUAUGAGGAGCAGGACGCGCCUUCCGCGUCGCUCGUGGAGCCGUCGAAUGAGCCUGCGGUGCAGGUGGACGCGCACGAACCGCCGGCGGACUUGGUGGCGGGGAUGAGGCCGCUGGCUAAUACGCCGACGUUGGUGAUGGGUGUGGCGAGUGAUAUUCUGUUCCCGGCGUGGCAGCAGAGGGAGAUUGCGGAGACGCUGAGGAGGGCGGGGAAUAAGACGGUUAAGCAUGUGGAGCUGGGAGAGGAGAAGAGUCUGUUUGGGCACGAUACUUUUUUGCUAGAUCUUGAGGGGGUUGGGGGGAAUGUUAAGGAAUUUUUGGCUUGA